Naegleria fowleri is the source of this 357-nucleotide messenger RNA. RefSeq lists its product as uncharacterized. The record is from RefSeq and is a predicted model, not a curated record. The coding region runs from base 1 to 357 and encodes 118 amino acids. Lineage: Eukaryota; Heterolobosea; Eutetramitea; Acrasida; Naegleriidae. The transcript has a single exon.
AUGAGUUCAUUUUCCUUGCCUUCAACAUUCUCUGCCCAAGAUUUGGGAACAACAGCCUUGCGAUACAAUCGCUCCGAUGACGAAGAUAAUUUUCGAUCAAAUAAUAAUGAAAUUAACAGACAAAAGUAUGAAGAUGAUGAUGAAUCAAGAAGUGAAAGUGGAGGAAGUGAAAUUAGCGAAGAUGAAUACGGAGGUGAUAUGAUGAGAAGAAAUGACAUGUAUCUUGGUCCUGAAGAUGAUGACGAAGAAAUUGCAAAUUUGGGGGUGUCAGCUUCAAUGGCAUCAUCAAUCAAAAAAAGAAAGCGAAGACUACGAAAAUUAAAGGAAAAACGGGAGAGUGAAAAGAAAGAAGACUAA